Molecule: messenger RNA, 1224 nt
Organism: Capronia epimyces CBS 606.96
Lineage: Eukaryota; Fungi; Ascomycota; Eurotiomycetes; Chaetothyriales; Herpotrichiellaceae
Product: oxidoreductase
Exons: 1
Coding region: 1-1224 (407 amino acids)
Source: RefSeq, a predicted model, not a curated record
AUGGACGAGUCAAACCCUGCAGCUUUCAACGGCCCGAGUUGGUCUCCAAAUGCUGCCAAUGUCGGCCUUGCGAAACUCUCUCUUCCCAACACCACCGAUCCUCCAUCCGCCUCAAACCCGCCGAGCCAGAAGGUUUGGCUGAUCUUCGGCGCGACAGGCCACAUGGGCCGGUCCGUGACGAAGGCAGCCCUCUCUCACGGCGACAUUGUCAGCGCAGUCGGGCAACUGUUCGAAGACACGCCGUCUUCGAUGGAAAACUGGCACGACGAUCCGGACCGGUAUCUUGGUCUCCUGUGCGACGUGCGCCUCCGAGAAACGGUUGCCACCGUGAUUGAGAAGACGAUGAAGCAGUUCGGCCGCGUCGACAUCAUCGCCAAUUGUGCCGGGUACGGAGUCAUAGGGGCGUGUGAGGACCAAGACGAGCACGAGAUCCGCAAUCAAUUCGAAACCAACUUUAUGGGCACGCUCAACCUCAUCCAACUCUCGUUGCCGUAUUUCCGCAAGCGUCGGGCUGGCCGAUACCUGAUAUUCAGCAGCACGUCCGGCGCAUUGGGAGUGCCGGGCUUGGGACCUUAUUGUGCUACCAAGUACGCGGUCGAGGGACUCAUCGAAAGCAUGCUCUAUGAAGUGGACCAGUUCAGCAUCCGCGUGACGCUGGUCGAGCCAGGCCAUCUGCGCCGCGACGACGUCCAUGUCAUGGACAACGGGCAACGGCUGCCCAUGUUCGGCCACUUCAAGGUGGCCAAGGCCUCGGAGCCGUACAUGGGUAAAGACGCCCCUGCGGCCCACGCCCAACGUGCGCUGCACUGGAUCGGCGACAACCAGCCCACCAGCGUCGUCAAGGCGGCCGAGCUUAUCUGGCAGUUGGGCCACUGUAGCUACCCGCCCUUGAGGUUGCUUUUGGGCAGUUUCGCCGUCGAUAGCAUCAGGGACCGACUAAAGAGCAUCAUUGAGGAGAUUGAGGAUUGGAAACAUCUCAGUUUCCCCCCCUUGGAGGGCCACGAGGAGACCCCUCCCGAAGACGGCGAAGGGGACGGGGGAGAGGAAGACGCCGAUGCAGAAGGCGGCAGAGAUGAUGACGAUGAUGACGAGGACGAGGACGAAGAGGAGAAUGCACCGCCCGAGGGCGACCAAGGAGUUCCUCGUGAGUCUGCAGCAGAUGCCGAUGAUCACUCUAUCAAGAAUGAACAUCGCAUGGACGUGGACGUGGACGUGGACGACUGA